AUGGCCGAUCAAGAGACGCCCAGCUCGGCGGAGCACCAGACUCCUACCAAGCCUCCCUUCCAGAACGUGCGUACUGAUGGUCGAGCUUUUGCCUCUCCCAACUGGCGCACCAAAGGCAGCCCUGCUGCUCCCUCGGCCGACGCCAGCCCGGCCCGAAGCCCCAACCCGAACCUCAAUACCUCCCGUGCGGCAUUCAGUCGGCCCGGCGCCCAUGUCUCGCAAGCAAUCAGUGACGGACGUCGUCUGUAUGUAGGCAACAUGCCUUAUACUGCUAAGACGGAGGAUGUUGAGGCAAUUUUUAUGGCCGCUCAGAUGCCGAUCGAACGCAUUGAUAUCGCCAUUGAUCCUUUCACGGGCCGCAAUCCCUCCUACUGCUUUGUUGAUCUGCAACACAAAGAUCAUGCUGAGCGUGCUAUGGCCGAGCUUGAUGGUGUCAACAUGCUGGGCCGCCCAUUGAAGAUUAAGCCUGGUGUCGCAAAGUCCCAGGAGCGCAUUGAUAACCCACCUUCGCCAUUCAAAGUUGGAGGCUGGCGUGAACAGGAAAAGCCUAGCUUUGCCAAGAUCAACAGCGAUUCCAGCAGUCGCGUCUAUGUCGGUGGUUUGCCGCGAUUGACUGACCAUGAGAUUGUACAAAGCAACGUUGAGGCUUUCUUCGGCGAUUUCAAAGUUGAAAAUGUCAGCAAGCUGUUCACUCCCCAUCCCGCCAAGCGAUUCGAGCCCGGCGAGCACUACUAUCUGUUCGUUGAUGUCGGUUCUUCAGAAGAAGCCCAGAGAGCCAUGAAAACACUGAACAAACAAGUUGGACCAUGGGGUGCUCCAUUGCGUGUACAGCAUGCUCGUGGUUCCAAGACAACAGAAUGA
This is a messenger RNA of Penicillium salamii, 861 nucleotides long. Lineage: Eukaryota; Fungi; Ascomycota; Eurotiomycetes; Eurotiales; Aspergillaceae. The record is from the annotation of a GenBank genome assembly.